AUGGUGCUCAGUGCGGUGGUGGCGAAUUUGGCUGGAGAUGAGUUGUGCCAGGUGGAUGUCCCGCUAAACAGCAAAGCUUCUGACGUGAAGGUUAUCAUCGCUCAAGAACUGGGGAUGAGCCCCUACACCUUUAAACUGAUCACCAUCGUUUCAGGAAUGACACUCGAAGGAAAUGAUGGUUCUGUCAGUCAUUUGGCUGACAAUGGGCGGCUAGAUCUGACACUGGUGAAGAUUGAUGGCAUUCCAAGUCCAGAUCCUUACGGAUAUCUUCAGCUGCAGACCAAAGGUGAGACCACUCCUCGAAGCAUUACCAAGCGCUACAGACUGGUGAUGACCAUGGUGAUCUUGUUGUUGGUUGCUUUUGUGGCGAGCUUUUUCUCUUUUCCACAUGGCUUGUUGGUGUGGUAUGUGAUCUAUUUGUUGGAGGCGCUAUUUUUCAAUCCAACGGCGAAAGGUUUGAUGAGGCUGAAACAAACGGAUAGCAUCCUUGACUAUAUCGAGGAGAUCAAGGUUCCACGGCGCUUAUUUAGGGCUCCAACAAGGGCUCCAGACGAACAGAUGAUGGUCAGCAAGACACAUGAUGCAGAUGAACAAAUAGCUUGCAGGCCUGCACCCGAAGUGAAUGCUCAAUGCUAUCACAUGGAGACGCGCACGCGAACGGUCACAGGCAAAGAUGGGACCCGGACAGAGGUCUAUCAGGAGCGUGUGGACACCGCUCGAUUGACCGAGCGCCUCCGGGUGGCACGAUGGGCAGAUGACACGGGCGAGGUGGUGGAUGGCCUCAGCUACUUCCCGCUCCUCCAAGUGCAUUUCGAUUUGAAGUGGGAGGCUGCAGACCCCGAAACCCAUCGUGCGCACGAACAGCAGCGAGAAGCUCUAAGGGCCAGGGCCCAUGCAGCUGAUUCCCAACACGAUACCUCUGAAGAGUUGCGAUUGAUCGACGAACAUGGACAAGAGUGUCCCUUCUACGCUGACAUGAUUGGAACCACUGGCGAGGCUUUUCCAGUGUGGCUGGGCUACUUGCCAUAUGCGGUUGCUUGCUUCUUGUUCUUGAGCUGGCCCUACCGCUACUUCUUGUCGCAACAUGCGGUGAAGGGUGACUUUGUUUUCGAGAAGAGAGUGUGGUCCUACCGUGAUUAUUGGGGCUCAUUUCGCACAGCAGAGAAGUUUGAAAACGCGGUGCGCGCCUUGCAGGAGGCGCAGAAGGAGAAGGUCUCGGCCAUCCAGGCGGCGAAUGACCAAGCCUGGGAGAUUAACAAAGAAGCCAAGGAGAUCGACGAAUCCAGGGCGAAGAAGGAAAUGCGGCUUACGCUGAUGAAGGAAAGCUCCAAGAUCACGGACACGUCCUGCCAGGAGACCAAGACAAAAUUGGAGAAGGAAGGGUUGACACACCAGGAGCUGGUCUUAAAGCGCAAUGCUCUGGACAAAGACUUGGAAGAUCUCAAUGCUCAGAACAGACAUGCGCAACAGGAGGUGACAACUCAUCAGAAACAGUUCGAACGGAUGAAGCGCAGAUACAGACAAAGCUUAUCACAUAAAGAUAGUGUCCUGGAGACCUUGCCACCCUUAGAGGUGAACAAGAAGGAGCUGGAGAAGACGACAAAGCUCCAAGAAGAGGACAUCAGACGGCAAGGGAAGCUCCUGGAGGAUAUCCAAGCCGAGGUGGAUCUUUUCAUCGGAGCUUUCCUGAAACAAGAGUCUCUGGAGAAGGACAAGAAGGAGGAAUUUGAGGCAAUCAAACAGCAGAUGGAUGAGAUGCAGAAGGAGAUCAAGAACCUGAAGACCGAGGUGCAGGAGCAGCUUAGCCGGUCGGCCAUGCCGUUCAUUGCUGUCCUCCUCACAUUGCUGCAGUUCCUCGAGCCUGGAGCGGUCCAGUUCGAUGCCUACUUUGAAGAAGCCCAAGCAAAGAACAACGUGUCAUGGACGAAAGAGGAUUCCCAGAUUAACGAAAAACUGAAAGUAUUGGAGGCGAAAUUCAAAAAGAAGCCCAAUAUCAUUUACAUUCUUUCAGAUGACAUUGGCUUUGGAGAGCUGGGAUGGCAGGGAGGUGGAAAGCAUCGUGGUACGCCUGGACCUGGUUUAGAUGCGAUGGCCUAUGCAGGCAUGCGAUUUUGGUCCUCCUAUUCGGAACCCAGUUGCACUCCCAGCCGGGUCGCCAUCAUGACCGGCCGGCACCCGGUGCGCACGGGGCUGACCACGGUGUUGUGGCCAGGUCAAACGGAUGGGCUCAGCCCUGACGAAGUGACCUUGCCCGAAGUCUUGGGUGCCGCAGGCUAUUCCACUGCGAUGUGGGGCAAGUGGCACUUAGGCGAAGAGCCCGAGCAUGCUCCAGAGAACCAGGGCUUCGAGUAUGCCUAUUAUGGACUCUUCAAUGGUGCUCCCGACCUCUGGCCGGAUGCAUACGACUUGGUGGCGGCGCCAAACUCCAAUCCUCCAACUUUCCUGGACUUCCCUGGAAUUGAGGCUUACAAGGAAGAUACAGGCAUCGAUUUGUCCGUCUCGGCCUACGUGGGGCGCAAGGAAAAGGGCCGGAAGCCAAUUGAAGGGCUGGCUGGAAAGCCGGGACCUCAAAGGCAGGAGGCCUUUGAAGAAGAAUCAAUCAACCAAAUCUUGAAGUACGUGAAAGAAAAGGCCAACGAUGUGAAGCCUUUCUUCAUCUACUGGGCAACGUAUGCCCAGCAGUUGUCAGGCGUAACCUCGCACGCAAAUGAAAAGCAUGUGGACCACGUGAACUCCCAGGCCUCCAUGAUGGCCGCCCACAGUUCCUAUGUGACUCAAUUGCUGCAGACUUUGAAGGAUGAGAAGAUUGCUGAAAAUACGUUGGUUGUUUGGAUCAGUGACAAUGGCCCCAUGUACGCCUUCUACCCCAAUUCGGGCUAUUCCUGGCUGAAAGGUGGGAAGGGCUCUGUGUGGGAAGGUGGUGUGCGGACGCCAGCCAUGGCAUGGUGGCCUGGGAUGAUCGAAGCGAACCAGGACCCCGUGGAUCUUCUUCAGAUCACCGACCUCUACACCACUGCAGCUCGUUUGGGCGGCGCCUUAGAACAUAUCCCCAAUGAUCGUGUCACCGAUGGGUUGGAUCAAGCUGCCUUGCUGCUAUUGGGAGAAGGACAUGGACGGAGGAAGAAAAUCUUCCACUACAGUGGGGAUCAUUUGGGCGCUCUUCGACGUGGCGACUUUAAGGCACACUUUGUGGGAGGCGCUUCAGGUGGUUUACCAAAGAUGGAGGCUUACAAUGUCAGGCGUGACCCUGGGGAGAAGUAUGGUGAGUUCUAUCCCUAUUUGUGGCUGGUGGUGAAGAAUGAGCGCAACAAGUACAUGACCCACAUUCAGAAGUCCGAUCAGCAGCUCUCCGAAAUGAAGGAGAAGUUCAAGAUCCUGUCCAAUGAAGUGGAGAUUUUGCGAAUGGAGAGUGCCGUCAAGGACAAAGAGCUUGCGCAGAUCAGACAAGAGGCGCAACGACUUGAAGUGAUCCAUGAUCAGCUUCAAAAUGAGAAGACUCGGAUAAGUGGGAAAGGUACUGCGCUCAACGAACAGGUUGAGCAGUUUGUCAUCGAGAUAGACAAGCUCAACUCGAUCAUCACUUCCAUCGAGAAAGAAAUGGUGCAGCUGAGACUAAAGUACGAGCAGGCAGUCGAGACGCGGAACUUCACUGGGACGCAGCUUAUCGAUAGGAAUGAUGAGCUUUGCAUCCUUUGGGAGAAGGCAAAUAUCCAGGAAAAGCUGUUGAAGAAGGGAGAGGAUGCGAUGCAGAGAAAGGAAGAGGAGAUUCGAUGCUUGAAGAUAGACCUCGCAGAGGCCUCCAAGAUUUCUGAAAAAAUGUGGCACAAGCAGUAG
Molecule: messenger RNA, 3834 nt
Organism: Durusdinium trenchii
Lineage: Eukaryota; Dinophyceae; Suessiales; Symbiodiniaceae
Source: the annotation of a GenBank genome assembly